Messenger RNA from Olea europaea var. sylvestris, 637 nucleotides. Its product is annotated as heavy metal-associated isoprenylated plant protein 21-like. Gene Ontology annotation, molecular function: metal ion binding. Bases 39 to 485 code for a protein of 148 amino acids. The record is from RefSeq and is a predicted model, not a curated record. The transcript has 3 exons. NCBI's taxonomy places the organism in Eukaryota, Viridiplantae, Streptophyta, Magnoliopsida, Lamiales, Oleaceae.
UCCUCCCCCUUUGGUUUGUGUCAUCAAAAGAAACAAAAAUGGGUGCUCUUCACUAUCUUGCAAACUUUUGCACUGUUGAGAGCACCAGAACCAGAAGGAGAUCAAUGCAGACAGUCGAGAUUAAAGUGAAAAUGGAUUGUGACGGAUGCGAGAGAAGAGUGAAGAAUGCUGUUAAAUACAUGGAAGGGGUGAAAAGUGUGGAAAUUAACCGGAAGCAAAGCCGAGUAACUGUUAACGGCUACGUCGAUCCGAACGAAGUAUUAAAGAAAGUGAAGAACACUGGGAAAAGAGCUGAAUUUUGGCCAUAUAUACCUCACAAUGCUGUUCAUUAUUCUUAUACAUCACAAGCUUAUGAUAAAAAGGCACCUCCUGGAUUUGUGAAGAAUGUUACUGCACAGUCACUUCCUUCUACUGCUAAUGCAGCUGAAGAACGUAUCGCAAAUUUCUUCAGCGAGGAUAAUCCCAAUGCUUGUUCUGUUAUGUGAAAGAUCGAGGCCGAGUUUUUUUUUUAUCAACAUUUUUCUCGAAUGAUUGGUUCUUGAAAAGAAGAGCUUAGAUGCAUGGUGCAUGUUUGUUAUGUUUUAUCGGACGUAAUUGGGUGAUCUUAUUACUAGAUUACAUUGAAGUUUAUUUCUUU